This is a messenger RNA of Octopus bimaculoides (California two-spot octopus), 2992 nucleotides long. RefSeq lists its product as uncharacterized. The record is from RefSeq and is a predicted model, not a curated record. NCBI's taxonomy places the organism in Eukaryota, Metazoa, Mollusca, Cephalopoda, Octopoda, Octopodidae.
UUUCAAAGGUUACAGAAGUUCCAGGCGUUUAUUAGCCCUUGACCCCAUUUCAGACAAACCCACACAAAUCAACCCAACCCUUCUUCAGGCCAACACUAAUGACGAUUCACAGGGCAGCAGCUCUCCCAAUCUGAUGCGGAAGACCCCUCUUGGGUUUCGACCCGAUUCGAAAACCAUGAAGCUCAGCCCCUACAACACCUUGCCGCCGAUCGCACGGUACCGCACCAAGAACCAGAUGUCGACUGUUUUUGAACCGGAGAGCUGGACGCUACCCCGCAAGGAUUUCGUGAACGGCCGAGAAUACAGCUCGGGAUAUCUCGGCAAAACCGAGGACCCGAAUUACCUGACCCGCCAGCAACAGCAGCAAUCAGUGGCGCCAGGGGUAGCAGUUGAAAGCCAACGACAGCAGCGGCAGCAGCUUUCUCCGGACAUUCAGCAUGAUGCAUUCACGGAGAGCAACACACAAACUGACCAUCCUCAGCAGAAUUUAGUGACCGUCAACACUAAUGUCAUGACCACCCCUGCUGCUUCGGUCAACAACAGUGCUAGCACCACUGAAGAUGGCCCCGCUCUCCACGUGCUUCAUGCGGCUCAUGCUGACCACAUCAGUGACCGGCAGUAUUUACUUGGAUUAUUACCAAAACUUCCAUAUCUACCGUCCGAACAGCUCCGGCUCAACGCGGACACGGAGAUAAAACUGAUGAAGAUGCUGCACGAUGAACUGGCCACCGUCCACCCAAACGUACUCAGGGAAAUCUACAUGAUGCUGUGUACGUUUGACCGCCGACUGACCGGCUGGUGCCGGCUCCAGGACAUCAGUUUCACACUGUCGAAAAAGAAGGUGACUGUUUCAACAGAGACUCUCAGACUUGUGGCAUCUUUAUUUGUGGCCAAAGACUGUCCAGGGUUGGUCAAUUAUGAGAAAAUACUCUCUCUGUUUGGUGCAGCGCUAAAGUUUGGACACAACAGCAAUGUUGUAAGAAACCACGUUGAAAAGAAUUCCAUUCUCAGCCAGUUACAACAACCGGAAGAUUCUCCACCGAAAUAUUUCAACAAUACUCUUGAAAAACCAAUUGAUCUUCCAAAAGGGGAAUCUCCAAUGCCCGACCAGGACAUUGCUAAAUUAAUCCGCGCCGUUGAACGAGAACUACGACAGGUCAGCUACAACAUAAAUUUUGACAAGCUGGCUUCCAGCUUCCAAACUGAAGACCGAAAUCACAGAGAGACCCUGUCGGCCGAUCAGAUUAAACGUGUUUGUUACCGAAAUACGAUUCCGGUCAGUGAGUCUCUGCUGGACGACAUUCUUUACCGAUGUUGUGAUGUUAGCAAUGGACAGUAUAGUUGGCACAAGUUCAUCUCGUUCCUAGAACGUGUUCAACCAAUCCACACCGGACUCAGGAUUCCUUCCAGCAAAAGGCCACUGGAGUAUGCUAAGAACUACCUGGCACCAUUACCAAACUGGCCAAAAGCUACACAGACACCUAGGGAUGUAACACAAAAGGUGUUGCCAACAAGAGAACAGCCUCUCUUAGCGGCCGGAUUACCAUCAAACAAACAACGAAAGGACGGAAACAGGGAAAGAAACACACCACAGCAUCAGAAAGACGAAGAUAAAUUACAGCUGAAAGAAGGGGAACAAGUGGCUAGGGGUUUGUCCCCUAAUUACGGUGAUAGGUGUACAGACCCCGUGAAAGCACAGACAGAUAUCGUUGCUGAUGAUGGAACUUGGUUUGACAGGUUUAUGAAACUGGCCAACAGACUUUAUGCUCAAGACUCGGACCAUGCAGGUUACCUCCCCCUCGACGAUGUCUGGAGCCUUGUCCACGCCUGCAACAGCAAAUACAACUUGGGGAUGCCAGAGCUGAAGAUUGAACACGCAAUAACUGAAUCACUGGACCACAACCAAGUCAACCUGCACAGCAUGUUGAAGCAGCUCGGAGGAAUAUUGGGUUGAGGGCCAAGGACCACCACCGCUGCUGCCACCCCUCGCAUCUGGGGGGGGGAGGAUUGGUGAGAGGGAGAGGAGUGAGGGGGAGGGCAGUGAGAUAAUGUGGUGUUAUUGUUGUUGUUGUUAUUGUUGAUGUUGACUUUUAAGAGUGAAUGACCCCUGGAGGGGAAGAAAAAGGAUUGAGUGCAUAAGUGUGUGUGCGCGUGCGUAUGUGUGAGCGACCAUAUAUAUAUAUAUAUAUAUAUGAGUGUAUGUAUGUGAGUAUAUGUAUGUAUGAGUGUGUGUGUGAGGGGAGUUUGUGUGUGCAUGUGGGUUUUCUAUGUGUGCAUGUGUGUGUGCUUGCAUGUAUGUGUGUGAAUGUUAGUGGGAUUGAGUGAGUGAAUGAGAUUAACUGAAUGUAUGAGUGGUGAGUGUUAGUACUGUGGUUGCUUGACCUGCUAGAAAUAGCAGGUAAAUUUUCUCAGUUCACAUCCUGGCACUCCAUAAUAAAAUAUUUCCAAUUCCUAAACGUUGCCCUUUUAUAAGAAAAAGGAAUAAAUAACAGUGGAGGAGGGUUAAGUCUGUUACACACGUGAGAAUGGAUGUUAUAUAUGUGUGUGUGUGUGUGUAUGUACAUAUGAUGUGUAUAUAUAUGCAUAUGUAUAUAUAUAUGCAUACGUGUGUGUACAUAUAUGCAUGUGUAUGUAAUGAUGUGUGUGUCUAUAUAUAUAUAUAUAUAUAUAUAUACACAGAUGGAAUGUGCAAAAGUCAUGGGUAUGCAACUGGUGAAUAGUCACAUAGAUAUAUUACCAUAAGUCAAGCUUCCUUCGGGAGCAAAUGCUGGCAAAACCGUUUGACAGUUUUCCGCCCUGAUGAAGGAAGUUAGACUUAUGGUAACAUAUCUAUGUCAGUAAAAUACCGAGGAAAUGUGCUGCUGGCUUUCUGAAACACGUGUAUAGUAAAGCAUAAAUGUACACACGCAUAUAGAUAUGUGUAUGCGUGUAUGUAUGUGUUUGUGUGUAAGUAUGUAUGUGUUUUAAUAAAAUUGUUCCCUUUUCAAUGACA